AUGGCCUCUGAACGCUAUGGGUCCAAUUCAACCAGAAAUCUGACCAACCAGUUCGUUCAGCCGGCGUGGCGCAUCGCGCUGUGGUCGGUCGCUUACAGCACCGUGCUCGCGGUGGCCGUUUUCGGGAACUUGAUUGUGAUUUGGAUUAUUCUGGCCCACAAGCGAAUGAGGACCGUGACCAAUUAUUUCCUACUGAACUUGGCUUUCUCUGAUGUCUCGAUGGCCGCUUUCAACACGCUUAUCAACUUCAUCUACGCGGCUCACGGAGAGUGGUACUUUGGAGAAGUGUACUGCAGGUUCCACAACUUCUUCCCUGUCACUGCGGUGUUCGCCAGCAUCUACUCCAUGACCGCGAUAGCUAUCGACAGGUACAUGGCCAUCAUCCACCCUCUGAAGCCUCGUCUGUCAGCAAAGGCCACUACGGGAGUGAUCGUCUGUAUCUGGAGUCUGGCUGUGGUUCUGGCCUUCCCUCUCUGCUACUUCUCCACAACUCGAGCUCUGCCCCGCAGGACCCUCUGCUACGUGGCCUGGCCCCGCAUGGCCGACGACCCCUUUAUGUAUCACAUCAUAGUGACAGUUCUGGUCUACGUGCUGCCUUUAGUUGUGAUGGGUAUCACUUACACCAUCGUGGGGGUAACGCUGUGGGGAGGGGAGAUCCCUGGAGACUCAUCCGAUAACUAUCAUGGACAACUCAGAGCCAAACGGAAGGUGGUGAAGAUGAUGAUCAUCGUAGUGGUGACCUUUGCCCUCUGCUGGCUGCCCUAUCAUGUCUACUUCAUUGUGACGGGUCUCAACAAGCGUCUGAGCAAGUGGAAGUACAUCCAGCAGGUUUACCUGUCAGUGCUGUGGCUGGCAAUGAGCUCCACCAUGUACAACCCCAUCAUAUACUGCUGCCUCAACAGCAGGUUCCGGGCUGGUUUCAAGCGGGUUUUCCGCUGGUGUCCCUUUGUCCGGGUCUCGAGCUAUGAUGAGCUAGAGCUCCAAAAUACAAGACUUCGACCGGGUCACCAGAGCAGCAUGUGCACCCUCUCUCGGGUCGACACCAGCAUCCUUAGCAAAGACAAGAGCACUUGUUCCCGUGGAAACAGGUCAAGACUCAACUCUGAGCCCAAUAAUAAAGGCAGUUAGUUGUCUCACAUGGGCACUCUCUAUUUAAGACAAUAUUAUGAGCUGAUAGAGGCUGAGGGGAGUGAUUUCGUUUCCUUAUAAAGCUAGGUAAUAUUAAUUAGCUUGUACGGGUGUGGUGAAAUGUCACUUUAUCAAAACUGAUAAAACACAAUUGAAUCUUAAUUAGUUUUGACAAGUAAUUUUGUGUAUUUGUUAUGUAUUGUUAUGUAUAACUAAAUAUCUUAUAUAACAAUAUAAAAUACAUUAAUGCCUUUCUUUGAUUUGAAAAGUUUAUUUUGGAGGGUUUUUUUUAAAUUAUGAAAUGCUGCUGUUCAUUAGUUUGCAGUCUUGUUAUUUUGUAUAUUAUAAUGCAUUUAUUUGUGUAAAUAGACAAAAUGAUGUGUGACAAUUUUGCAAAAUCCAAAAAAGAUUAUUGUAACCAGUCAGUGAGAGAUUAAUACAUAUGUGGAUUUUUAACAUUGGUAUUGCAGGAACAUGUUCAACAUUUCAGUAUUGCUAAAUAUACCUAAUUUUCUUAAUGGGAUCUUGCAUACAUGCUAAUGUUAUGUACUUUCUCGGGUUUGAUUCAUUUUGAUCAAUCAUCAACAAUCAUUAAAAAACUAUUGAUGCUUUGGUAAAACAUGGUUGAUGGUUUGAGCUAAAAUAUUUUAAAUAUCUGAACGAUUAUUUUAGAUUUAUGUAUUUUACAUGUUUAUUUUGUGUCAAAGCAACAGUCCACAAUUCAACACAGUCUUAUAGACUUCUCUGCAACAAAGCUAACACUCAAACAACAAUUUAUAAAUGGCAUUUCUGUUUUGUUGAUAAAAGCUCAUUCAGUUGUUACAUAUCUCUAUGAUUUUGUUUUAGAUAUUACCACAAGAAAUUAAGAUCCUGUGUCAGCAUCACACACCAUAUUCUUUAAGCUGCUUUCGACAUUUUGUAAUCACAUUUGUUAAAUGUGACCCUUGCAUGUGCUAUUAUAUAACAUAGUAGUACAUGUAUAUGAUUAAAUGCUGUACUCAGUGUAGACAUACUUUAUAUUUAAUGCCAUCAAACCAUUACUAAGUGGAUUUCAUCAACAAUAACUGUAGCAAUGCUGCUCUAGCAACAUCAAUGCCUUUAAAUCUACGGUAGUAACACUGAUAAUGAAUUCACAAGUGCUUGCUCAUGUUUUUGUUAGUUGGAGGAAGCAUGUGCCAUUUUAAAAUGCACCUUUUUGGGACUCUUACAAGUCAUGCUUUAUUGUAUGUACUGUAUCUAGGUUUUU
Messenger RNA from Toxotes jaculatrix (banded archerfish), 2374 nucleotides. RefSeq names its product tachykinin receptor 3-like (gene tacr3l). The transcript has 5 exons. Gene Ontology annotation, biological process: G protein-coupled receptor signaling pathway; positive regulation of flagellated sperm motility. Gene Ontology annotation, molecular function: tachykinin receptor activity. Bases 1 to 1128 code for a protein of 375 amino acids. Gene Ontology annotation, cellular component: sperm midpiece; plasma membrane. The record is from RefSeq and is a predicted model, not a curated record. Lineage: Eukaryota; Metazoa; Chordata; Actinopteri; Toxotidae.